Molecule: messenger RNA, 2832 nt
Organism: Phyllopteryx taeniolatus (common seadragon)
Lineage: Eukaryota; Metazoa; Chordata; Actinopteri; Syngnathiformes; Syngnathidae
Gene: plekhg7
Product: pleckstrin homology domain containing, family G (with RhoGef domain) member 7
Exons: 18
Coding region: 401-2689 (762 amino acids)
Biological process (GO): Rho protein signal transduction
Molecular function (GO): guanyl-nucleotide exchange factor activity
Source: RefSeq, a predicted model, not a curated record
CGGUGCUCACUUGCACCUUUCCGCCAGCUUGGCUAGCCAAAGUCUCCACGCCCUCAUGUAGUCACUAGCACCUGCUUCUCCUUUUUAUAUAGCCGCUUGACACACGAGCACACAUUAUUAUUUUUUUGAAAUAACAUCGGGAUCCUUUUUAUUUGGGUCAUUUCGGCUGCACCAGUCGACCAGGACGCCCCCAUCCCGUGUCACGCUUGCCUUCCCUCCGCCACUUGUUGGUUCACGUCUCGACGGUUUCCGUUCCACGCGUAAUCUUGCGAGAUUAUUGGUGUGAUUUGUGUUGGAAUGCUGCAGGAUCUGACCUUUUAUCACAAGAGGCAAAGCAGCCGGACCCCUGAACCUUACACUUUCUGAAAGCCUGCUACUCUACGAUGCCUUUGAGGCUAAAAUGUCUCAAAUGAAGCAUGUUGUCAUGAAAGACAAAGACCAGGAUGUUGAAAAGAACUUGGACUGGAGUUAUAUUGAAUGGGUGGGAAAUGAAGUUGUCACUUCAGGUGUGGCGAAUGCAGAGACCCAAACGGAUCGAGGCCCUUUUGAGCACAAGGGAUGCCAAACCAGCAACCCGGUGAUAAUGCACAUCGAUCUCACACGGACACACUCCAGGCUGAGGCAUUCACGCUUGUUAGAUCAUGACGGCAUGGUAGCACCUCUCUUCCAGUUCGACCGACAGGCUCCCGGCCGCAUCUCCACCUCUCCCACCUUGAGGAGGAUGAGGAGCACCAGGCGUCCCGUGUUGGACACCCAGGAUCCCGCAAGGAUGGGUAUCACCAAGGAGGAGCCCUCCCCUGCAAGCUUGUCAUCGCCUUUACACAGAAUAAAGUCUCCCCUCGCCACAAGCCCCCUCCUGUUGAGUGGCGAGGUCUGUCACGAGCAGCCGACAAUUUCAUCCUGUGGCCGACAGAGAACCAGAUCACAUAGAUCAAAGACCUUUGACAAUGGUAUUGCUUCCAUGAAGCCAGAGUGUCGAAGUGCUCACCCUACUAUUGUGAAAGAUUUUGGCUUUCCUGAUAGUGAAUUACAGGAGAAGGAGCAUCGUCCUCAUAGCCACAGACAUGCCUCGGUAACUCACUGUGGAAGGCCACCAAGAGGAUUAGAAGUGCCACAGAGCAAUGCCGUGACUCAUUUAGCACAAAUGGGUCUACAGGAAAGGAGGCGGAGCUCUGUAGUCGUCAGUUUACCUGGCUUGGAUGUUUCACCUGGAGACCUGUUUGUAUCUAAUGGAGCAGCUGACAUGCUAAACAACUUUUCUGACACAAAGAAGUCAAAGUGGCCUUUUUCAAGGCGUAGCACAACUAAAGGGAAGUCCCAAACAGGAAUGUCGGUGUCUGAUAUUGAACGAUAUCUUUCAACAGCAGAAAUUCAGGACUGGAGGAACUGUGACCUUCAGAAAUAUAAGGACUACACCGUGGCAGAGUUCCUGCAGGACCAGUCCUCCCAGUGGAGCGCCACCUCUGACCCUGUUGGCUUUAAAAGACAAGAGGCCAUCUGGGAGCUCUUCACCAGCGAGUGCGUUUACUUCUUGGAUCAGCUCAUGGUUCUCAAAGAGGUGUUUUUGGCUACACUUACAAACCUUCAGAUGAGAUCCUGCCUUGCUGAUAUUGACACCUGGAGGCUGUUUGCAAACCUCAGUGAGCUUUGCUUGGUGAGCUUUGGUUUCCUUAACAACCUCCUGCGCGUCAUCAAGGACUCGUUGGAUGUCACCGAUGGUAACGGAGCCACUCUGCUAGAGCUGUUGAGCAAAACUUUCCAGGAGAGCAUAUGCCACUGCUUGCAGAAGUACUGCCUCAACUACUCCACAGCUUUGCUUUAUCUGGACAGCCUGAAGCCCAGAGAGGACUUUGCGUCUUAUGUCAAGUGGUCUGAGAGCAACAAGCAGUGCCGCAGGCUGCAACUGCGGGACCUGCUGGUUGCGCCAUUGCAGAGGCUAACCCGCUACCCGCUGCUCCUACGGAACAUCGCUAGGCGGUUCUACACGGAGGAGGAAAGCAGGGAUGUGCAGGCUGUAGCGGAGCAAGUGGACAUGUCAAUAUGUGACCUGGAGGGAAAGGUGAAAUGGUUGGACAGCUACCAGAAGGUCAAACAGCUGAGAGACGCCCUGGUGUGGCUGCCGGUGUGGGAGCGGGACAAGCGGGCCUUCAUCCCCGAGACCGUCAAACAUUUGCUGAAAGCCGUGACGCUGGAGAAUCUCAUUUCUCACAGAAGUCUGCUGCACGAAGGCAAACUGAUUCUCACAGAGAACGCUAAGCUCAUAGACGUCUACCUGUUCCUCUUUGACGAAUUCCUGCUCAUCACCAAGAUAAAGAGAAACAAGAAGAGGUCCAUCGGCCCGGAAGCAAACUCCUUGCGCAUGGCGCAGAACCUGGAGCUGGAUCAGCUGCUGAAGGAAGGAUGCACCUUCACGGUUCUCGACCAGCCCGUCUCUCUGGACCGACUCCAGCUCAGGAACAUUGAUCAGCUCAAUGCAUCAACAUCAGGGCUGCCUCAUUCUUUUAUAAUUACGCACCAGAACCGCUACCAGCAGUGUAUCGGUGUGUUUGUCCUGCAGGCUGCGUCAGAGUCUUCCAAGAGAGCGUGGCUGUCUAAGAUAGAGGAGGCUGUGUCGGUCCUGCUGAAGCUCGACUCUCAGCAGGCGCGAGUGACGAACGAUUCACUGUGGUUGGAGUCGUCCCAGAUCUGAAACAUUCCCCUGCACGAGACGCUGUCUGCGUACACUUCAGUCCCCACGUCGUCCAUGAAGACACUAGCACUAAUGUAUACAGUACAGUACGGUGAACUGCUGCUGCAGUACUGUACUAUUAAAGCUUUGCUCAUGUAGUACAA